Molecule: messenger RNA, 186 nt
Organism: Bathycoccus prasinos
Lineage: Eukaryota; Viridiplantae; Chlorophyta; Mamiellophyceae; Mamiellales; Bathycoccaceae
Exons: 1
Coding region: 1-186 (61 amino acids)
Source: RefSeq, a predicted model, not a curated record
AUGGCCGUCAACUUAGGUUUGGUCAACGGUGAAGUCAGCAACUUGAGAAAGUUUAAGAGAAACGGCGAACCGAUGGAGCACGGCACCAAAUUCGGUCACAAAUGGUACGACACGAGCGCGUUCAAGAACGGCAAGGACAUCGAUUUCGCGUUCACGAGCAAAACUAUCGAGGCGCAAGAGAAGUAA